GCCUCUCACGCGCGUUGCCGCCAUCGCCGUUCCCGUUCUACCUCGCCGCGUCCCUGCUGUCUCCGCUCCGUCCGCAACCAUCUAGAUCCGCUCCUGGCCCCGGACCGGAUGGACCUCUCCGUCACCGUGGCCAUGACCUCCCCCUCGGAGCAUGGCGAGCAACUAAGGAAGCGCCAACACUCGCUAUCAGAACUGACUUACGUAAGGGAUGAAGAUGCAAAACUUGAGACCACACGUGCACGGCUGUCGAAUCUUCUCAAAAGGCAUGAAGAUCUGAAAGAGCGCCUCUCACGGGAUUCUGAUAAGCUGAUUUUUGAGCGUCUACAGAAAGAAUUCGAGGCUGCACGAGUUGCACAAACUGAAGAGAUAUCAAUAGAUGAUGAGCAGUGGAAUGAUGGUUUGCUGGCAACUAUCCGUGAGAAGGUCCAUAUGGAGGCUGAAAGGAAGGCGAUGGUGAACCAAACAAAUGUUCCAGCAGACUGUCAAUUUCAAUCAAGGACAACUUAUAGAAUUAGAAAUAAGGUUAUCUAUUGUUUGGAUGGUGCCAGAAUUGGUAUACAGUACGAGACAUUCUUCGCUGGAGAGCCUUGUGAAAUUUAUCACUGUGUUCUGGAGAGCAAGUCAUUCCUCGAAAAGAUGACUGUGAUUGAGCACACCUUACCUUUCUUUCUGCCGAUACGAGAAGUAGAAAGUGAUCACCUGUCAUCUAAUGCCAUUAAGUUUAUUGAUCAUCUUGAAGAAAUUUUACAGUCUUAUAUUGACAGGAGAGAGCAGGUUCGUCUUAUCAAGGAGCUCUAUGGGAACCAAAUUGGAGAAUUGUUCAAUAGUCUUCCUUAUAAUUUGAUAGAGUUUGUAUUAGAAGAUUUCGAAUGCAAGGUUACAGUGAGCAUCCGAUAUUCAGAUCUACUUUUCACCCUGCCCAGUCAGGCGAGGGUCCUGGCUUGGCCGCUUCGCUCUUAUAAAAGAAUAUCUGCAGCAGGCCGGCGGUCAAGUAGCGGAGCGACCGCUCAACCUGUACCAUUUCGCCUUCCCUAUGCCGAGGAUGCGUUGAAGACCUUGAGUUUGCCAGAAGCAUACGCGGAGAUUGUCCUGAACCUGCCCGGUGCUCUGAAGAAGGUGUUCUACUCUCAGGAAAGUGAUUGAAGCAUGCGUGUAGAAUCCACAUAUGAGAUUGAACCUUUUAAUGCCAGGCAAAAAUUUAACCUUACUGAUGUAUGUACAGAAUAUUAGACAACAGGGUAGUUGUUUAAUUCUGCCCUAGGUGUCUUCGAUGCCUAAUGGUUCUGUCCUGAAUGUUUCGGAGUGUUAGAAAUAUUUCAGGUGGCUGCUACUUU
Molecule: messenger RNA, 1334 nt
Organism: Lolium rigidum
Lineage: Eukaryota; Viridiplantae; Streptophyta; Magnoliopsida; Poales; Poaceae
Exons: 13
Coding region: 109-1143 (344 amino acids)
Cellular component (GO): kinetochore; Mis6-Sim4 complex
Source: RefSeq, a predicted model, not a curated record